Molecule: messenger RNA, 3124 nt
Organism: Amphiprion ocellaris (clown anemonefish)
Lineage: Eukaryota; Metazoa; Chordata; Actinopteri; Pomacentridae
Product: OX-2 membrane glycoprotein-like
Exons: 9
Coding region: 1366-2229 (287 amino acids)
Molecular function (GO): cell-cell adhesion mediator activity
Source: RefSeq, a predicted model, not a curated record
CCAGCUGCUGCAAUAAUAUCUCUUUCAAAUUUUUUGUAGCUGUUAUUUUUGGCAUUAUUAUCAUUUGACAGUGAUGAUACAUUAUUCAAUUAUUCCUCAUGUCUAACUCAGUGAUGAUAAUCCACUAGGCAUUUGCUAAAAUGCUGCAUAUAUCUUGACAACAAGCACAUUUUUUAAAAGAUAAAGAUGUCCCUCUACCUGGUUGGUUAUUAUGUUAAAAUCAUAACAUAACAAACAGUAAAUAACCUCAAUUCCAAAUGUUUCCCUUUGUUUUAGUGCAAAAAAGUACAUUCUGAAAAUGUUCACAUUUCAUGACCUAUCUUUCAUGAGCUAUAAUUUCAACAAUAUUGUGCCUCAAAUUAUCAUUUACACAUUAAAACUUACAGAUCACAGUGUGUCCACAAAAGCACAAAAUAUUCAGUUUCAGGUAUCUUGAACUGUUCAAUAUACUAUGUUACUUUAUGAUCGAAACAACUUGUCAAGAUGUAGAAAUGAUUUUACAUUUAUAUUAAUUUCUAUAUGUGUGCAAUAAUCCUGACCUUCUGAACUGACGUACUAUUAAGGAAGAAGGUUCAGUUGUCCUCUUGACUUGUAAAUGUCGAAAAUUUAUACAUAAAAAAUACAAAAGUUGUUUCAGUUCAUGAAGUACUUUUGUACUGAAGCUGCUGAUUGACCUUAUAUUGCACAAUGUUCGGUGUCUUUAAAUAUUUUCACAGGAAGUAUUUCACCUCUGUAAUUUUUGCACUUUGCAAAGUCAUCCUGUGGGCUGGUUUUGGCCCGCAGACCGUAUGUUUCACACCCCUGCUGGAAAUGUUAGUUGUGAGUUGAGUUUAACUGUGUCUGUGCCAGAGGAAGCAGGAUAUUGUUUUAUCUCUUAGUUUAUGGCCCGGAGAUGCUCCUCCCCACAGCAGUCAGUGUUUACCUGAGUGUUCUCACCUGGUUGGUUCAGGUGGAGUUGAGCUGCUGCAGCGACGCUACAACAUGCAAGAGGAAGUACCUGGUUAACAUCUGAAACCCCCUACUCUUUGAUUUUUCUACUGUCCUGUCAUGAAGGCGAACUUUCCCGGUGUCAGUGUGGAGGCUUCACUGAAAUGUGUCAAACAUCACGAGUGUGAACCCAUUUACCAUCAUGAAAAUGCGAACGUGGUCAUGCAUCGCAGUGUGAUAACCUUUAAAAACGGACGACACCAGUGAAGCGUGUGAAACUUCUGCUUCUGGGAUUUUUCUAGACCACUUGAGAUUACUGGACUUGUUGUCAACACUGUAGUAAUACUGUCAAGUGGGAAAUACAGUGUUUCUUUUUAUAUAGAAGCCAGACCAGACACAAAACUGAAACUAAGACUGUCAGAGCUGCAUUGGAGGAAGAUGUUUUGGGUCCUGAUGCUUGUUUGUUUGCUCCAUGGAGCCUCGGCCACACAAAUCAGAGGAUUUGGAAACUCAACAGCUUUGUAUGGUGACGAUGCACAUUACUGGUGUGCGGUGGAUAAUCCAACAGGUGUGCUGCAGGUCACCUGGCAGAGACUUUAUCUGGACGAGUCCAUAGAGAAUCUAGCCACUUACAGCAAGCGCUUUGGAGAGCAAGUAAAUCAGCCGUACAAGAGGAAAGUGAUCUUCACCAAAGCGUCUCUCAGCUCAACAUCCAUCACUCUGAAGAAUGCCACCUGGGAGGACGAAAGCUGCUAUAUUUGCUCAUUUAACGUGUAUCCUGAUGGGUCCAAACGGAGACAGACCUGCCUCAAAGUGCUUGGAAUAUCGGCGGUGAACACAAGCCAUACAGUGAGCAGAGAACAGCAGGAGGACGGCAGGACGGUGGUGUUCAGCUGCUCUGCUACAGGUAAACCAGCUCCAACCAUCAGGUGGGACUAUUCAUCUGGUGCCAGCAGCAUCCAUCAGCCACAGACUGAUGUAGUAACCAACAGCGACCAAACGUUCACCAGCAGCAGCAGCGUCACUCUGAAGUUCCGUCCGGACUGGAGAGGACAUGUGGACUGUGUGCUGAACGCUGGGAUGGACAGUCAGAGGCAGGAGAGGAUCAACUUCACUUUAUCUGAUGAAGAGAAGAAACCGGAUAAAGGAUCGCCUCCGUCAGCGGUGGCUCUGGUUAUCACUGCCGUCAUUUUUAUUUCCUGCAUCACUGUUACGGCUGUAAUGCUGCGAAAAAGGUUGAAGGAUAAACACAAAGGUGAAAUUACUGAACAACAAGUGUUGGACCAUUUAGCUGUCAUCUGACAUUAGAUUUGGUCACAGUAAGCAUGAAAGCAUUACAGAAAUCUGCAUCUUAUAGCAUCCGAGAAGUGAAACUAAGCUGAAAGCUGCUGUCCAAGAUCCAUGUUUCACAGGAACCAGAUGUGUUUUGUGCUUUUCUAACUACCUGUCGUUUGACAUUUCCUUGAAACUGCAGCACUUUAACUUCGUGGAGCUAAAAGUAAAACGCUUGUUCAGGCUUUGUUGAAUGCAAAGAUCGAGGAGAAGCAACAGCAGACGGUUUACAUAGAGUUCAUAUUUUAUCAGAAUUCAUCACAUUUUGAAGCAUAGUGCAAUAGUGAAAGCUGGCUUCUAACAGAUCUAACAGAUUACCAGCACAGUUGAACUGAAACUCAGUGAAGAGACUGAAACCACUGACUGUGCUGCCAUCUAGUGUUUUUAAAACUGAGAAUCAAAAAGUUAAGCGAAUUUCAACUGUUACUUUGACAAUGUGAGACAUAGCUUAAAUAAUAAUUUAUCAUAUAAUGGAAUAUUUCCUGCGUGUUAUUUGGUGUGUUGGCAAUUUUGCACUUGCAGUUCAGCACUUUUCUUGCAGUUUGCACUUUGUAUGAACUUGGAAUAUUAUUUAUUAUUUACACACAAUAUACUCAGUGAGCAUCUGCACAUAGCAUGAAAUAGGACAUUUACUGUAUGGUUGUAACUGUGGUAAGGAGAAGACCAUUAAACUGUGGAGUGCAUGACUUCGAUUCAGGUUCUGCACAAGUUCUGAGGAAAAAAUGAAUCUUUCUGUUGAUGUAUUUCAGAUAAUUUAUUUCCAUGUAUUUAUUUCUGAUGAUUAAAUGGCUACAAGUGCUUUUAUUUAUGUUUGUUGCAGAAACAUAAUUGGAGUUUCACUGAAUUAAAACGUCUUUAAACAUUG